Molecule: messenger RNA, 11582 nt
Organism: Pieris rapae (cabbage white)
Lineage: Eukaryota; Metazoa; Arthropoda; Insecta; Lepidoptera; Pieridae
Gene: kis
Product: chromodomain-helicase-DNA-binding protein 7
Exons: 16
Coding region: 361-11457 (3698 amino acids)
Molecular function (GO): ATP-dependent chromatin remodeler activity; protein binding; ATP binding
Source: RefSeq, a predicted model, not a curated record
GACUGACGACUGAACUUCACUAUAGGAUAUAACGCUGAAACGCUAAAAAGAUUUUAAAGAAACAAAAUGGACGGAGCGUAGUGUUGAGUGUGUUAGCUAUUCGACUAACCAAGCGACAUUUUACACGAUUUUGUAAUUGAGUCUCAACAUUAGUUACGUUAGUUAGCUAGUACUAUUGGUGUGCUUUAUUAAGUUUAAUAUAGACUUUCAUUUUAUGUAAUUGUUUAAAUCGGUCGCUUUGGGGUAUGGUAUCCAUUUUGUGAUCAUUCGUGUUGUAUGGAGCCUAUUAUUAAAAUGGGUGCUGUUAAAUCCCUAUGGGUACGUGAGCAUAUCAUUAUAUUAAUUCACUCUUAAGGAGUGAUGGACUCAUACAACUUAUUUGGUGAUGAUGGCAGCGGUAUGUUGGAAGAACUUACUGACCUUGGUGGUUCUGAUAACUUUUCAAACCCUUCAAGUGGUGUAACUAGUGAAAACAAAGAGACUUCAGAGAAUAGUUACAGACAACCAUAUAGUUCUAACACCGUGGCUCAAGAAGGAACAGUGCAAAAACUGGCUUCGUUUGGCGGUGGAGGGUCGGGUGGGAUUCCAAAUAGCUCACAACCUGUGCCUAAUCCUGGUGCCGUUCCCCCAACCCCAGACUAUCAUGAAUACAGUGGAUACCCUCCACGGCCCCGAUUACCUCAACCACCUCAUGGCCCCAUACACCCUUCCCACCAUGUUCACCCAUCACAUGCCUAUCCAGGAUAUCACCCUGGACCUGAUCCAAUGUAUUCAAUGUCUGAACAAGGUAUUGGGGACAUGGGAGUUUGGUCUUCUGCACCAGGAGCAAACAGAUAUUCACCUAUCACACCUGGAUAUAGACAUAGUUAUGAACAUCAACAAAAAAUGCACCAAUAUGCUCCUCAACAGGGAAUAGGAGGUCUGCAACCUCAAAAUAGUUCAUAUCUUCCAAGACAGCCACAUUUUUCACAGACAUCUCAGCAGCUGUAUGGGCAACAACAGAACUAUCCCAACUAUACACAAAUGCACCCACCAUCAGCUACAAGAAUUAGCCAACAUCCUACAUAUCAUCAGCAAAUUGAUGUGAACUCACAUCAGUAUGGUUUACCACAUGCUCAACAAGGACAUGGCCCAAUGUCUCAACAUCAGAGUCAUCAGAAUAUGUCAUCACACUCCGGUCCGAUUGGUGCAGCACUACAAAAUCACCCCAGUUCACAUUUGCAUCAUGCUCCAACAUCUCUCCACCAUCCUCGCCAACCUUUAGUACCAUCUUCUGUUGGCCCGGGACACCCAUCCCAAAUGCCAUAUGGUACCUCCCAUCACUCAGUUCCUAUGAACUAUCAACCCCAUCAAGUGCAGCACCCACUCGAUGUGAAUGUAUCCAAUCAAUACAGUUCCGUCAAACCUGGGCUUGAGACUGGUAGCCCACAGUAUAGACCACCUUUUCCACAACUAUCGCCACAAAUGUCGCCUCGUGCACAAAUAUCUCCCAGGCAACAACCGCAAUCACAACCUCAAGUGUCUCCACGUCCAGUUAUGUCACCUGUAAAAGGUCCCAGCGCUUCGCCACAUAGUGCUCGCGCUUUGGUACAGACGCCUGCUACAUCUGGCCCUCCACCUGUAUCUGGGUCCUACACUUCCCAAAACACACUUCAGGCUCUUGAACAAAUGGUUUUGCCUCCAAGUGGCGAUUACCCUUUCCAACGUAGCCAGGUUACUUCAGCAAUAGGGCAUAAUGUUGCUUCAACAUCGCAGUGGAGUCAAAAUAAAAUUACUUUACCAAUGGGUAAUAUACCACCGUUAGACUCUUCAGAUGCAAAUAUAAAGAAUGUAGAAGCGUCAGCGAUAUCUGAUGUCCCGAAAACAAUUCCGUUUACAAAACCAAAUGCUGAUCCUAAGGAAGAAAUAAAUAUUGGUGAAAAAGAUAAAAAACCUGAAGAUAUAAAUAGUUCUCAAAUGUUUUUAUCGUCAAAUAUAAUACCGAAUAUGCCGCUUAAUGUGACAAUGCCAGCAAAUAUAGUAAAAACGACAACUGCCAAUGUCACGAUGCCGCACCUUUCGUCACCAGCAACAAAUGAAAGUGAUGACAGGAAAGAUAUUAUAACACAAAAUAAGCAAUUGAAUGAUACUUUGAAACCAAUAGGACAUAAUGUUAUACAAACAGGAGAAGAACAUAAAAGUGAUGUGAAUCCUCCUCUCUCAAAUACAGGUGAUGUUUCUCAAAAAGCAGACACUAAGCAGUUAAAACCUAAUGAUUCUUCCACUGAACAAUUAAAUCCCAAUGAUAAUACACAAGCUCUAUUGAAUAUGGAAUCUACUAGUGAUAAAUCUAAUACUGUACAACAACAUUUAACUCCAACUGCACAUUUAUUAAUUAAAACUGAUAAAAUGCCCAGUCAAUUUGAAAAUUCUUCACCAUUAUCUAUUGAUAGAAAUAAGCCUUAUCAAAGUAGUAACUAUCCUAGUGUUCAGACAAUGAUGCCUCCAGGUUUAGCAAGCAGUAUGGGUAUGAGUGUCGCAAAUAAUUCCCCAAUCAAUGUUUCUGCAAGUUACCAAAGUGGCCAUUCACCUGUAACCCAAUCUGGCACUAAUGUACAAUCUAAUCAUACGGUUCAACUCAGUAAUCUUUCUAAUACGCUGACUUCAUCUAUACCCAUACACAGUACAGCAGGUAAUAUCUCUUUACUACCACCAUCUACAGGUCCUAAUAUUAUGACAAGCAUGCAUAAUGUUUCAGGAAAUAUUAAUACUACUAACCAAUCAACUGGACCUCCAAAUGUGCAAGUGGGAAUUCCAAUUUCCGGAUCAAAUAUUCUCACAAAUUUGCCUCCACAUAUGCCUGGGAAUCAAAGCAGUAUGAUUCCUCCAGGUCCCCAAAACAUGAGCCCAAAUGUCAUUAUGAUGGGUUCCAAUAACGCUCCACACCCAUCUAUGCAAUCAAUGUUUCCAACUUCCCAUCAUCAAGAAAGAGCAGCAUUACAGCAACAAAUACAAGAAAUAUAUUGUCUACUUCCUUCAAAUGAAAAUCAGGAAAAAGUCCGGUGUCUACAGGAAAGGUUGUCAAUGCUACAACAGCAUGAGACUAAUGAUCGUUGCAGCGGGGGUCCUAAUUGUAUUUUGCAAAAUCCUAUUUAUGGAUCGAAAAUGGUCGAAAGUCCUCAGGUUACUAGUACUACUGGGCGAGGUCGAGGAAAAGGCCCAACAAAACCUAGAAAACCUCGAGCGAAAAAAGAUAAAACAGGUGGUUUAACACAAUCCUUGGACCAAUUACCCGUUUCAGAAGAUUGCGUUACAGCUGGGACAGGUCUGCAAGGAAAUAUCGAUAUAGAUCCUGAAAUGGUUGAAGAUGUAUCUAACUUGGAUAGUAGCAUUAUUUCCAUUGAUGAGUCAGGAAAGGUUAAGAAGGUAAGAGGUCCUAGAAAAAGUAAAGAAAGAAAACCACGCACUCCUAAAGAGCCAAAAGCUGAUAAAGAAAUGUGUGACAAGCCUGUUAAAGAACGAAAAAAGCGCGUACCUAAAGAUCCCAAUGCUCCGAAAAGAAAGCGUAAUGUGAGAAAGGGUGUAUCAGAAAUACAAGCUGAUACGACCACUGGAAACGACAUUUUGGAUAAAGAUAACUUUGAAAGCAGCAUGUCUGAUUCAACUUUAAUUAAAAACACAUUAAAUGAAAACACAAGUAAUUUAACUUUAGAUGAUUCAAACGUUACAGAUUUUGAUGAUAUUCCAGUUUCUAAAAUAGCCAUAAAAGAUUUGCUGGAAGAAGCUGAAUCAAAAAAAGAUGCUGAAAAAGAUGAUGAUUUAGAUUUUAUGAUAGGUAAAAAAAGAAUGUCGAAGAAACGGGGAUCUGUUGGCUCUAGCAGGAAAAUGGCACCAAGAAGGACACCUUCUGGUAAAAGAAAAAGAAGGGGAGGUAUUGUUCCAGAUUCAGAUGGCGAACCAGAUGACUUAGCGUCGACACCCCCACCUUCCCCGCCUGCAGAAGGUGAUGAUAGCUUAAAAAGGCGAUCAGCAAGGAAUACGCAACGUAAAAAAUACACUGAUGAUGUGAUGUUAAGGUUAUCUGAUGACGAAUUCUCUGCAAUGGCGCCUCGACCAGACAGGGAUUUUGACGACUCAAACCUUGAUAUAAAAGAUUUUAAUCGCCUAGACGGAACUCCAAAACCCAAUUAUAUUUACGUUAACACUACUGAUGAGGAUUCUAUGAUAGUACAACAUGUUUUAGCAAGCAGAAUGGGUAAAAGAGAAAUAAAACCUCAGCCCCAAGUUACUGAGCAUGUGCCCAAAGCAAAUGAAGAUGAUACCUUAGAAACAGUAGCACCAGUACAGAUUGAUAAACCUGUUGAUGGUGAAUUUAAAGAAGAACCUGAAGUUAAAACAGAUGAUAAAUGUAUAAAUAUUGAAACGGAAACUACAAAACCUGAAUGUGAAAACAUUGAAAACAAACAACAGGAUCCAGAGAUAAAAGACAAAAAUAGUCCUGAAAAUGAGGAUGAGAAAAAUGUUAAAUCUAUUAUAGCUGAUGUUGAGGAAUAUUAUGUUAAGUACCGAAAUUUCUCUUACCUUCACUGUGAAUGGAAAACAGAAGAAGAGCUAUAUAAGGGAGACAAAAGAAUAUUUUCUAAAAUCAAACGGUUUAAACAAAAACAAGCUCAGCAAAUGAACAUUUUUGAACUAUUUGAUGACGAACCAUUUAACCCUGACUAUGUUGAAGCGGAAAGAAUUUUAGAUAUGUCAGAAAAUCAAGACCCUGGCAGUAGUACAGUUGUAAAACAUUAUCUUGUCAAAUGGAAAAGCUUACAAUACGAAGAUAGCACGUGGGAGCUGGAGGAAGAUAUAGAUGUUGAUAAAAUAUUACAAUAUAAAGUAUUUAGUGAACUACCACCAAAGGAAAAAUGGAAAUUUAAGAAAAGACCUUCACCUGAUCAUUGGACUCAGUUAAAAGAAUCUCCUUUAUAUAAAGGUGGUAAUACCUUGAGACCCUACCAGCUUGAAGGCUUAAAUUGGCUUCUAUUCUCUUGGCACAAUAACCGUAAUUGUAUUUUAGCUGAUGAAAUGGGUUUAGGUAAAACUAUACAAAGUUUGACAUUUGUUAACUCUGUUUGGGAAUAUGGUAUUCGUGGACCAUUCCUUAUUAUUGCUCCAUUAUCUACUAUACCAAAUUGGCAAAGAGAAUUUGAAGGGUGGACAGAUAUGAAUGUUAUUGUUUACCACGGUUCUCAGCAGAGCAAAAGUAUGAUUCAAGAAUAUGAAUUCUUUUAUAAAAAUGAAAAUGGUGAACCUGUGAAAGAAUUGACAAAGUUUAAUGUCCUUAUUACGACGUUUGAAAUAAUCGUUACUGAUUUCCAAGAAUUGAGAUCAUUUAAUUGGAGAAUAUGUGUAAUAGAUGAAGCCCAUAGACUUAAAAACCGAAAUUGUAAACUAUUGGAAGGCUUAAGACAGUUGCAUUUAGAACAUAGAGUACUACUUUCAGGAACACCGUUACAAAAUAAUGUCAAUGAGUUAUUUUCACUACUAAAUUUCCUAGAACCAUCACAAUUUGCUAGUAGCGAAGCAUUUUUGAGUGAAUUCGGGCAACUUAAAUCGGAAUCGGAAGUCAUAAAAUUACAAGCUUUGUUAAAACCUAUGAUGCUGCGAAGAUUAAAAGAAGAUGUCGAAAAAACUUUAGCGCCCAAGGAAGAAACUAUAAUUGAAGUUGAAUUAACUAAUAUUCAGAAAAAAUACUACCGGGCUAUUUUGGAACGUAACUUUAGUUUUCUGCAAAAAGGUAUUGCCUCUGCAGCUAACAUUCCUAACUUAAUGAAUACGAUGAUGGAACUUAGAAAAUGUUGCAUUCACCCUUACUUGCUUAAUGGCGCUGAAGAUCAAAUUCAAUUUGAUUAUAAACAAGCAAAUGGUGAAGAUAAAGAGGCCUAUUACAAAGCCCUUAUUCAGUCAUCUGGUAAAAUGGUUUUAGUCGAUAAGCUGUUGCCCAAAUUAAAGGCUGGUGGUCACAGAGUAUUAAUAUUCAGUCAAAUGGUACGAUGUUUAGAUAUUUUAGAAGAUUAUUUACUGUACAGAAAAUAUCCUUUUGAACGCAUUGAUGGUCGUAUAAGAGGCAAUUUAAGGCAAGAAGCUAUUGACAGAUUUUCUAAACCUGAUUCUGACCGUUUUGUCUUCUUACUGUGCACGAAGGCUGGCGGUUUAGGAAUAAACUUAACUGCUGCUGACACUGUUAUUAUUUAUGAUAGUGAUUGGAAUCCACAAAAUGACUUACAGGCUCAAGCACGUUGUCAUCGAAUUGGUCAGCAGAAAAUGGUGAAAAUCUAUCGACUUCUUUGUCGGAAUACAUACGAAAGAGAAAUGUUUGAUAAAGCAUCGCUAAAGUUGGGGUUAGAUAAAGCUAUUUUGCAAAGUAUGAAUACGUCGCAAGGAAAAGAAACUGGUUUAAGGCAAUUGUCUAAAAAAGAAAUUGAAGAUUUGCUUAAAAAAGGUGCUUACGGUGCAGUUAUGGAUGAAGACAAUGCCGGGGACAAAUUUUGUGAAGAAGACAUUGAAAUGAUUUUAGCGAGACGGACACAAGUCAUUCAAAUGGAAUCGGAAAAGGGUUCUACAUUCUCAAAGGCAAGUUUUGCUGCCAACGAUCAGCGAUCUGACAUUGAUAUAAGGGACCCUGACUUUUGGAAUAAAUGGGCCAAAAAGGCUGAAAUAGAUACUACUGAAAAGAAAGAAGAUGAAGACUUAAUAGUCACUGAACCUCGAAAGAGGACCAUUAUUAAGAGGUAUGGCCAUGACGAUGGGCCUAUGGAAAUGUCGGACAUGGAAGUGACUCCUGAUUCCGAAGAUGAUGAAGAUGGUAUAAGUCUAAGAAGUAAGCGAAAAAAGGAGAAAUUUGGCCGAAAGGGCAGAAGGUAUGCUAGUGACGACUAUGUUCCGAGACAUGAAGGCAUUCCUAUAGAUGAAGAGGUCGUCUAUGGAUCAUGGACAAGAUCAGAAUGCUUCAAAAUAGAAAGAGGACUCCUCACGUUUGGGUGGGCAAGAUGGGAGGAAAUUAUUGACAGAAAUCAAUUAAGAAAAGGUUGGACGUUACCUGUCAUUGAAGAUUGUGCAAGGAUUAUAGUACUUUUCUGUCUGCGACAUUACAAAGGGGAUGAAAAAAUUCGUAAUUUUAUAUGGGACUUGAUAGAGCCAUGUGAGAAUGGCGAAGUGACCAUUUCGAGGAACCACAGCGGCUUGCACAAUCCGGUUCCCCGAGGCAGGAAUGCCAAAAAGAAAAAUAGACUUAAAGAUAUUCCUAAACAGAAUGACCUUCAAAAAUGGGAAGAUCUCAAUCAUUGGAGUUCCCACGAAAAAUAUGACUGUGAAGCAUACUUGGAAAGUAGUUAUAAAAAACACUUGUUUAGGCAUGCUAACAAGGUUCUCUUGAGAGUACGCAUGAUGUACUAUAUCAAGCACGAGGUGAUCGGAGACUACGCUACACAAAUAGAGAACGGUACUCAUGCGAGUGCUAUGGGUAUGAGAGUGCCGCGGGGAGUCGAUAGCGCACCUCCUCGACUCUGGUGGGACACAGAGUGCGACGUUUCGUUGCUAGCGGGCACUUACAAGCAUGGAUACGAAAACUAUCUCGCUAUGAGAUCAGACCCUCAACUAUGUUUUGUUGAAAAAUUGGGACCCCCUGAUGAUGCUGAGUGUACGGAUAUUAAGAGUGAAGAACGGAAAGUCCGUGGCAGCGUCGUAGGAGAUGAAGAUUGCACGGACGAAGUGUCAAGUGGCGCCGGCGCAGCAUCCCCUGCCGCUUCGCCACGCCCCGAAGAUGAUUCGUCUCACCCCUGGCCAUCCAUGCAGGACCUCAAUACCCGUCUUCGAAGACUUAUUACGGCAUACCAGAGGAAUUAUAAACGGGAGGAACUCAAGUUGCAGCAGAGAGCUAAGAUGGAGCGACGCGAACGCAUGGAUCAGUUAGUUAGGGACGAAGUGUCACAAUGGCGAUGGAGCAGAGCUGAUGAGGAGGCAUUCAGACGCACUGUUGCCUCCUAUGGUGUUGAAUUCGAUCCUGCGACAAAAAGCCUACGUUGGAAUCGCUUUAGGUCGUUGGCCAGGUUGGAUUCAAAAAGUGAUGACGCACUAACGGACUAUUUGAAAGCCUUCAUGGCUAUGUGCAAGAGGCAAUGCGGACUUUCUGUCGGAGAAGCUGAAUUACCGACCAGAGCAGAUUUGAAAGCAGAACCAAUCGGAGAAGAAAGAGCAAUCGCUACAUUGGAAAGAAUCGAUCUGCUCCGGGUAUUGCGAGAGGAAGUGGCGCCACACCCUGCCCUAGAGUCUCGUCUUUCUCUUUGCGAACGCUCACUAGACACGCCUUCGUGGUGGCAACCAGCUCUUCAUGACAAAUACCUUGUACUUGGAGUGUGCAAACAUGGAUUAGGAGAUACAUUCACUAAACUGUUUUGUGAUCCGAAAAUGCCAUUCGGGGAUUCAGCUAGAAAAUGGUACGCCAAAUGUAAAACUACCAACAAAAGUGAACAGAGACAGAAUUCAGACGAUGAAGAAAAAGUAUCCACUGAUGCUGCCGAAACACGCUCGCUGCGACGUAGCAAGCGAACGACCAACGUUCCUGAACGUGACGAGGACGAUAUGGACGCCCUAUCGGAACUAGAGACACUCGCAAAACUCGGCAGAAUUGAGGAGCCCCUAACUCCAGAACAAUGGUUUUCCGAAAGAGCCCUGGAAACCCGUCUCCACCACAUAGCACAUGCGGUACAGAACUGCGAAUGGCCCGCCGCUUCGACCUCUAAAAAUGAAGAAGUCCCAACUGAUGAAGUGAGGCCUCAGAAAAGACACAUCGCUAUCGACGUCGAGACAGAACGCGCUAAGCUACAUGCGCUCUUAUCGUCACCACAAGCAGCGCAUACGAAUAGUCGUGAACACAGAAAUGCGCCUCCUACUAAUUUGAUUGGAAUGAGGGAAGGCGACGAUGCCUCGAGUGAUUCUAGUUCCCGAAGGUCGACGCCGGCUCCGCCUCCCGCCCAUCAACGCGUUGCUCCUUCUCCGGCACCGUCGGUUCCACCAUCACCCUCGACUUCGGCGCCGGUAGAUCUGUCAGCGCCGUUGGACCUCAGUGAGGUUCAAGAUUUCUCCAUGGGCCGGAAAACACCACAGGACACACCGUCCACUGCACCACCUAGAAGCAGAUUAGACGACACCCUAAGUAGACUCAUGAAAAGGAAGAAUGUGCCUGCACCUGAGCAAAUUGUUGGAAAGGAUAAGAAGAGAAAGAAACUGGAUGAAAUCGUUCUCGGCCUAUCUGCAGCAAAAGGGCGGAGUUCCAGCACAUCAAAUAGCUCAGUGGAGCCUCCCCGUACUAAAACUGCGACCAUUCUACCUGAAGUAACCGUGACUCCCGCCGCCCCUCCAUCUACCUCUACGGCCCCGCCACAGAAACCAUUCUCUGUGACAGUCACAAAUGUCCCAUCACCUCACACCUCAUCGAAGGAAUUAUCAUCAUUUCUUCAGCAAUCUUUGGAGCAAAGUAAAACUCCAAAAGCUGCACAGUCUAUACAAACAAAACCAUUUUCUCACGAGGCUAAAGUAAAUAAGUGGCUUGCAGAACAAGCCAACGUUGACAAUAGACGAAGGGGCGUUGCUCCGCGUUUGUCGCCCGAAGAACACGUCCCGGUAGUCCAUAGAGUGACCGGGAAACGCCUUGUGGGUCAUAAGGCUCCUCAAUUGAAGCACUUGGCGCAUUGGAUUGCCGAAAAUCCAAUGUACGAUAUAGACUCUAAAUGGACUGAAGGUAUAAAAGAACAUGUCAAAUUACCUCAAGAUGUACGAAGCCAGCGGCAUUCCCCUAUGCAAAGUGCACCGGUACCAGAACGGAAAAAAGGAAGACCUCCUACUCUAGAUUCAUCUUCUGCCAGUGUUCUCUCAAACACACAUUUAAAUCAAAAUCUUGCCGGUCUCAACCCCGCCCUCUUGGCGAGUCUGUCUAGUCUUAGUGCUUUUGAUCCUAAAACACUUGCGGCUACUCUAUCCAACCUUACUGGUUUUGAUCCAAAGUUAUUAUUAAAUUCCUUUAGUGGAAUGCCUAACUUAUUGGGCAACAUGGCUGGUGGAAAUAUAUUUUCUAAUUUAGCUGGCCUUGGAUUGCCUGGCUUUCCAUCACUUGAUAUGAAUACUGUAAGUGGAAGUAGUAAUGCAACAGAUAGUAAAUCUAGUAAAGCAAGGAAGCCAACGGAGUCUACGAGCACAUCUUCUUCAAAAUCAUCAAGCUCUCAGUUUCCGUUUGUAUUUUCAAACCCUAACAUGUUAUAUCCACAGCUUGGAUUGAAUAGUUUGUCGCCAUUUGGUGUGCAUUCUGGUAUGUCUUCACCAUAUGAUGCACUUGGGCUUUUAGGGAGCAAUUUAGCUGCAACAUCGAGCAGUUCAAGUCUUCAUAACACCAACCCGGGAUCUCGUAGUUCCAAAACCACUACGCCCAGAUCUUCAACAGUUGUUACACCAACUUCCACUUCACGGCAACAGAAAGUUUCGGACCGUGCACAGUCAUCUAAUUUGCCUCAAAUACUAUUACCUCCCGAUCCAUACUUAUUAGAAUCGAUUUCUAAACAGUCAAUGAAUUUUGAGGCUUCAAUGAAACAUGAUAAAAGAGCGCGGGAGUCUGACAUACAUGAAGCCGCAGCCACAGACUUGUCUAAAGUAGAUAAAAAAAAGACACCUUAUGAUGCGUUACGUACUCAUAUGCCACCAGAAUUUGCAGCAGUUCAAGAGAAAUUAUUAAAGGGUGAUAAAAAAGAUAUUGAUGUUAACAAAAUGUUACUUGAACAAAUGGCUUCCGGAGCUCUCAGUGCGAGCCUUGUCAGUUCUGUUGAAUCAAAGAAAGGUAAAGAGGAAAAGGACUCUUUUGAAAAGUUAUCAAAACAAGAUUAUAUGACGCGACUAGCAGCGGAAGAGCCUAACAUUUCGUCACCAAAUAAAAGAGUGGUUGAAGAUCUUAACACCGAACCAGAGAAUUUAGCUUUACAACCAACAGCAAAAAAGCUUAAAGAAAGUCAAGAUACUGCGACCUCUAGAAAUAAACCAUCUGAAUCCUCUACACAUGCAGCUGAAAUGGAUUUGGAAGAUUUAAUAGCACCUUCCACAGUGAUUAAAACUGGAGUGAAAGCUAGCGAUUUUGAAAUGAAUCGAGUCCCAGAAACAUCAGCAAGCCAUGGUCUAGAAAGAGAAGAUAAACCACAACCCUUACAUAUAAGUCCAAAUCGUAAUGAAGAGAGUAAUCAACCAAUAGUUGACUGUUCAGCCAAUAAAUAUGAAAAUGAACGAAGAGACGACAAUCACCCUGAGGAUAUUAACAAUGGGUGUGAAAACUCAGAUAACCGCAAGGGCAAUAGAAAGAAAGCUCGAAAAUCUUCUGAAGAAUCUAUUGGCGGUGCUCGACGUGAACUGAGAUCGAGUUCCACCAGACAGUCAUUUGACUCUAAUAAUUAAAAUUAGUUCGACGUAAAUGCUAUGUAAAUGUUGGUUAAUCAUAAAAAAUAUUACUUAAAUAAUCAGUAAUGAAAUAGGUAUUAUCAUAUUUGUUCGUAAACAGAAUAAUAAUUCUGUUUCUUUUU